CACCACAACCUCAACCACCUCCUCAACCACCACCUCAACCAGUAACAGCUCCCCAGACCCCCCCCCACGCCCUCCACCUCGCCCCGCCAUCUCCGGUGUCACCCUCCCGCCCGCUUCACCCGCCGGCCGCCCCAUGGCGCCGGCGGCGUUCGCCCUCUCCGCGCUCGGCCUCGCCGCGCUCGGCCUCGCCUCUCUCGCCGGCGCCGCGCCCUUCUCGGCCGCUCCCUGGAGCUGGCCGCCCGGGGUCUUCGCGACGAACCCGGCGGUUCCCGGGAUCGCCGCCGCCGCGUCGCCCAACUCGACGGAGCUGUGCUCGCUGUGCCGCUUCGCCGUGGGGUUCGUGGACGCGUCGCUGUCCCUCCCGGGCGGGGAGGACGCCCCUGGCGCGGGGCCGCCGCCUCCGUCUGCGAGAAGCUUCGCCUGCAGGACCGCCGCGUGUGCCAGAACGCGACGCAGCUCUUCAAGGACUACGUGGUCACGGUGCUGCUGCACUCCGUGCUGGACCCCGGCUCCGUGUGCGGGCUCCUCCUGGGCCCCGGCUGCGGCCGCCCGGGACCCCCCGCACGCCAAUUGGAGCGUGCGGCUGCCGCCCGUUCCCAAGCCGCCCGUGCGGCCCCCCCGACCGCCGCCGCCCUCGGCGCCACGGGACUCGGUUCUCUUCAUCACGGACGUGCACUGGGACCGCGACUACGCCGAGGGCAGCCAGGCCGAGUGCGGGGAGCCGCUGUGCUGCCGGCGGCAGGACGCCCCCUCGCCGGGUCGGCCCGGGGCCGGCAAGUGGGGGGACUACAGGGCGUGCGACGUGCCGCUGCGCACCGUGCAGAGCAUGCUGGAGCACACGCAGCGGGAGGGACGCGGCACGGGGGUCACGCACGCGUACUGGACCGGCGACAUCCCUGCGCACAACGUGUGGGAGCAGACGGAACAAGACCAGCUGCAGGCGCUGACGACCGUCACGGAGCUCAUCCGCAAGUACCUGGGCAACACCACAGUCUACCCGGCCGUGGGAAACCACGAGAGCUCGCCCGUCAACAGCUUCCCACCGCCCUCCGCGCCCGGCCACCACUCCUCCGCCUGGCUCUACGAUGCCAUGGCAAAAGCGUGGAGUCAUUGGCUGCCUAGCGACGCGCUUGUCACUCUACGGUUUGGCGGCUUCUACACGGCGCUGGCCAAGCCGGGCCUGCGCGUCGUCUCCCUCAACAUGAACUUCUGCUCCGUGGAGAACUUCUGGCUCGCCAUCAACGACACGGACCCCGCCGGGCAGCUGCAGUGGUUCGUGGAUGUCCUGCAGGCAGCUGAGAACAACGGCGAGAAGGUUCACGUCAUUGGUCAUAUCGCACCGGGGCUGUGUCGCAAGACCUGGAGCUGGAACUACUAUCACAUCAUCAACCGGUACGAAUCCACCAUUGCUGCCCAGUUUUUUGGACACGUGCACACGGACCAGUUUGAGAUGUUCUACGAUGAGGAGACUCUGAGCCGGCCGCUGGGCGUGGCGUACCUGUCACCCAGUGUCACCACCUACUGGGAUCUAAACCCAGGUUACCGUGUCUACGAGAUCGACGGUGAUCGUAAAGACAGCACUCGCGCCGUACUUGACCACCACACCUUCUACCUGGACCUGGAAGAGGCCAACCGCCUCGACCGGCCCACGUGGCGCCUCCUCUACUCGGCCCGCAAGGCCUACGGGAUGGAGGCCCUGGGCCCCGCCGACUGGGACGCGCUGCUGCACCGCAUGCAGGACGACGACGCGCUCUUCGCGAUCUUCUGGUGGCACCUGCACAAGGGCCACUCGUCCGAGCCGUGCAUCGGGAUGUGCAAGGUCGCCAUGCUGUGCGCGCUGAGAUCCGGCCGCUCGGGGGACCCGGAGCAGUGCGCGCACCAGGUUCGGCCCGAGCAGCACCAGGUCCUCCUGCGCAUCUGGAAGGAAACCGUCCGCUGCUAGGCCGAGGAGCCGCGCUCGCUGGCGAGCGGGCCGCUCCCUUGCAGCACCAGCGCUCGUCGCGUGCGUGGUUGGUGCCAUUUCAGGGUUGGGUGAUUUGCAGCUCCAAGCUCCUCCCUCCACUUGGUUGACACGCAGGUUUACAUUCAAGUCUCUACAAGCUUUGUCUUCUCAUCCUUCGGACUCGAAGCCGAAUUUUUUUGCACAGCUCUUACUGGCAGUGGUUGUUUCGAAUGUUUGGAGUGGCAAAGUCCAGUCGGAUGAUAUCACAGUGCCCCCUGAUGGGGGAGCGUGCCUAAGCGGCAAGGCAGCCACAUCUCACACAGAUUCCAGACGUCACAAACAUGGCUUCUAAGAGCUGCCUUCUGAUUGGUUCCACAUUUGGUUGCAUUUCAAAAACAUUGGGGAAAUGUCAGUGGUUAAUGAUGAAUCAACGGCAUGUGAAAAGGAUAUUAGGCAUUCUAGAUUUGAAGCUUUCGUGACCGCAAGGAUUCAUACGCUUUGGUUUUAUUCGGUAAAGUCACGCAGGUAAAACAAAUUAAAAUAAAUUAAAAUAAAAGAAACAAUUAAAACACGA
Messenger RNA from Petromyzon marinus (sea lamprey), 2516 nucleotides. RefSeq names its product sphingomyelin phosphodiesterase 1 (gene SMPD1). The record is from RefSeq and is a predicted model, not a curated record. Gene Ontology annotation, molecular function: acid sphingomyelin phosphodiesterase activity. NCBI's taxonomy places the organism in Eukaryota, Metazoa, Chordata, Hyperoartia, Petromyzontiformes, Petromyzontidae. Gene Ontology annotation, biological process: sphingomyelin catabolic process; ceramide biosynthetic process. Gene Ontology annotation, cellular component: lysosome.